This is a messenger RNA of Daldinia loculata, 1922 nucleotides long. Its product is annotated as FAS1 domain-containing protein. The record is from RefSeq and is a predicted model, not a curated record. NCBI's taxonomy places the organism in Eukaryota, Fungi, Ascomycota, Sordariomycetes, Xylariales, Hypoxylaceae. The transcript is spliced from 5 exons. Gene Ontology annotation, biological process: macroautophagy. Bases 660 to 1808 code for a protein of 382 amino acids. Gene Ontology annotation, cellular component: fungal-type vacuole membrane.
AUAGAAACAAUUCAAGUUUAAACAUGUUUAGGUACUAAAUUACCUAGGUAGGUACCUAAGAAACUCAGCCUCAGCUAGGUACCUAGGUGAUCGCUGCUGGAAUAUGCUGUGUACCAAGCCACUUCGAUCUUCCUUGGAAAGAUCACGUCAAUGGCCAUCAGAUCCCCGAAAUGCGGAGAACAAGCCAACAGCUAACUACAACCAUAUUUCUAGUUUCGAAGCUAAAGUAUCAUUUAUUGAUCAGCUAAUCUGAUCCUCACUUGACGACAUACUUGAAUUCUUUACAGAAUGGACGGCUUAUACAAGCACGAUUAGUGGCCUACGUUAGCUUUUGCCUCGUCAUCAACGCCGUGCCAGAAACUAGGCCAUAGAAUAUGUCAUCCUUGAUUGGCUUCAGGCAUGCAAUUAGGCCAUGCCGUCGUCUUGGCCCUGAUUCUCGACAUCAUGACUUCAUCAGGUCUUUGUGUUGGUUAACAACCCCGCCAUCGUCGCCGUCAAUGGUUGCGGAGAAAGCUUCUUUAAAUGGAGGAGAGCACACCCGAACAUCUCUCCUCUUCCAAUAUGUACCAGGUAGUUAACCAUUAAGCAACAUUCGUGACGCCGGCUUCGUAUCACAUCCAGUGCAACUUUUUCAUCUUUCUCGCCGUCAGUUAGUUACCAUGCAGUAUAAGAAAGCUCUUCCCUUGGCGCUGGCCUCUCUUGCCGCCGCUCAGACACCGAGCUUGAGUGACGCUCUAGGUUCUCAAAACUCGUCUCUGUCGUCUCUGAAUGCUCUUAUUGCAUCUAACUCCCAAUUUUUCGAGUCUCUGAAUAAGUUGCAAAACGUCACCAUUCUGGCCCCCAGCAACGAUGCUAUUAGUGCUCAGACUAGCAACAAUGAAACCGCCUUUCAGCUUGACGACUCCGACUAUCUGCAGGCUUUGCUGAGUUACCAUAUCCUGAAUGGGACAUACCACAACGAUAGUUUUGGAAACGAAUCAGUCUUCAUUCCUACAUUGCUGACCAACAAGACGUACACCAACGUAACUGGUGGUCAGGUUGUUGAAGCCCGGCUUCACGAUAAUAACGUGACCUUCUUCAGCGCUCUAAAGGAGAAUGCCACUAUCAUCACUCCCAAUGUGAACUUCACUGGCGGCACAAUCCACAUUAUAAACAGUCUCCUCGUUAUCCCCCAGAAUGCGACAGAAACUUUGUCCAACGCAAACCUCACUGCUGCUAAGGGUGCUGUCAGCACGGCCAAUCUGACUGACUCGGUCAUUGACACUCCCAACAUUACCAUCUUCGCCCCGAACAAUGACGCCUUUAACGCUAUUGGAAGCGUAAUUGGAAACCUUACUUCGAACCAGUUGACUAAUAUCCUCGGCUACCAUGUCGUCAACGGCUCCGUCAACUAUAGCACAAAACUGCAAAAUACGACACUUACUACCGUCAACGGACAAGACAUUACCAUCACCGUGGUAAACGGCACUGUAUAUGCCAACUCGGCAAAGAUCACGGUUCCCGAUAUCUUGUUGGAGAACGGCGUCGUCCACGUAGUCGAUCAAGUCUUAAACCCGGGUAACACGUCUGCGGCCCCUGAUACGACAGCUUCGUCAGCCACACCUGCGUUCACCAACGCCAGCUCCGGAUCUGAAGGUGUACCUUUCACUAGUGGCGUUACAACCCCUACUACCACUUUCCCCGCCGCUACAUCAGCAGGCGGUCCGGCAGAGUCGUCUAGUCCAGAAGGCGCAGCUAUGCCCAUGAAGACUGGUGCCGUUGGCGCUGCUGCUCUCUUCGGUGGCGCAGCCAUUAUCGUAAAUUUGUGAGGAAUAUUGGUUGUGCUCAACUAAGAAUUAAUACGAAGGGAAGGAAAUUAUGAGGGGGUAUACGUUCCAUUAGUGUAAUACAUAAGGCAUAUCGCUUAUACUAGGCAGUAUCUA